AUGCACCACCAUGCCCUGAUCGAGCCUACCGCCAGCUACGUCGCCCACGGCGCUUCGGGCGCCCCCAUCUGGAGCCUCAUCAAGGUCACGGCAUCCUCCAUCAUCGAGGUCGUCAUCCUUAGCUUCGUCGGCUACGUCCUCGCCCGCAGAGGCAUCAUCGACAAAAAGACUCAGACGAAAAUCAACAAGCUCAACGUCUCUUUCUUCACGCCAGCGCUGCUCUUCUCCAAAGUAGCCUUCACGCUCAACCCGGCGCGGCUGGCCGAGCUCAUCAUCGUGCCGCUGGGCUGGGUCAUUGUCACGGCCGUCUCCACCUUCAGCGCCCUUCUUCUGUCCUGGAUCGCCGGCCUCUCGCCGGCCCACCGCAACUUCGCCGUCGCGUGCGCCAUUUCACCCAACUCAAACUCGCUCCCGGUCGCCCUGAUGCAGUCGCUCGUCAUCACGGUGCCCCAGCUUCACUGGGACGAGGAAGGCGAGCCAGAGGACACCGUCGACGGCAUGCUCGGCCGAGCACUCACCUACCUUGUCCUCUUUAGCACGCUCGGCAUGUUUUUGAGGUGGAGCAUCGGUGCCAAGCUCCUCAGCACCGUCGAGUCCAGCGGAGACGCCGCUGCCGCCGAAGAGGAGCGCCGACGCUCGGACCCCAACGCGUACCGUGACGAGCCCCAGCGGGCCGAUGGCCAGCUGGUCGAUUACGGUCAGGAUGAUCAGGCAGGACCGACGGCAGAGUCCGCCCGGACCACGCCGCACAUCACUCUGCGUCGACCCACGGGAGAGGUUCGUCCGCAGAGGAAGCGCACCGGGCCUCCCGCCUGGGCUCGCAGCUUCCCAAACUCGCCCAGUCAGAUGGCCAGCGAGGGCGACCAAGAGGUCGAGGACAUCGACUGCGACGACGAGACGAUUGCAGCCGAGGGUCCCAUCACGCUAAACAACGGUCGCAGCCAGCGAUCCUGUUGGACACGAUUCAGGACCGGUACCGGCCGCGCUUUCCGCAGGUUUGUCGUCCACCCGUUCAAGGUGAUUGGCAGCUUCAUGACUGCACCGCUUUAUGCGGCCAUCAUCAGUCUCGUCGUCGCCCUGAUUGGACCCUUGCAGAAGUUCAUCGACUCCCUCGAGCCGGUCGUCGGUGCGCUCGAGACUGCCGGUGCUUGCAGCAUCCCGCUGACGAUGGUGGUGCUCGGAGCCUACUUCCACGCCGACGCCUCGGCCGUCGCCGAGAGCAAGGGAAGCGUCUCCACGUCUGCACCGCCCGUGGCGCCGGCCGGUGAUGGCCCCGCCGACGCUCAAGGUCCCGAGCCCGACAAGGACGGCUUUGCCCCUCACAGACCCUCCGACAGCAACGGCUCCAGCUCCCGAACCGUGUCGCAGCUCAUCGAUGACAGCAGCGACGACUUCUCGCACGACCCCUGGCGCAGGGGGUCGGUGGAUGGAUCCUCCUCGAGUGCAGACUCGACGCUGGUGCAAAAGGAUCCCGCCCGGCGCAAGGGCAUCUCGAGCUGGAUCACCAAGAACCCUUGGAACAGCGGCAGCAGCAGCGCCUCGAGCUCCGGUGCCGGCGACCUCGAGAACGGCCGCAUGGUCGAUGAGCCGAGGUCGAUGUCGUCCAACGAACCAGAGGCGCCCAGUUACGCCGAUGUCGCGAGCCGCAACGCCGACCUCAACGCGCGCAACGGCGCUGGCCGGCGCGCCGGCGCGGCGAGCAAGAAGGAAAGCAAGGAGAAGCAGCAGGCCAAGAUGGAGAAUCGCACCGUUGCCGUCUCGAUCGCCUCGAGGAUGAUCCUGACACCCCUCAUCCUGCUGCCCAUCGCAGCGUGGUACGCCAUCGCAACGAGGUACAAUGUCAUGGACGACCCGGUCUUCAUCACCUGCGCAUGCCUCAUCAUUGGCAGCCCGCCUGCGCUGACCCUGGCGCAGAUCACCAGCCAGAGCGCCAACGGCAACAGCGGCUUCGAGCGCCUCAUCAGCCGGACCAUCUUCGUCAGCUACGCUGUCCUGGCGGCGCCCACCACCAUCGCCCUCGUCCUCACAGCGCUCCUCAUCGCCGAAAACGACCAUUAG
Pseudozyma flocculosa PF-1 is the source of this 2058-nucleotide messenger RNA. RefSeq lists its product as uncharacterized. The transcript is spliced from 6 exons. The coding region runs from base 1 to 2058 and encodes 685 amino acids. Lineage: Eukaryota; Fungi; Basidiomycota; Ustilaginomycetes; Ustilaginales; Ustilaginaceae. Gene Ontology annotation, biological process: transmembrane transport. The record is from RefSeq and is a predicted model, not a curated record. Gene Ontology annotation, cellular component: membrane; endoplasmic reticulum.